Angiostrongylus costaricensis is the source of this 984-nucleotide messenger RNA. Lineage: Eukaryota; Metazoa; Nematoda; Chromadorea; Rhabditida; Metastrongylidae. The record is from the annotation of a GenBank genome assembly.
AUGCUUUUAAAAGAGUACGAGGAGCUGCUUGAGAGACUUCCUUUAUCCACUGUCGAAUAUGCUUUCGCUUAUGGAUCGGGCGCACUUCAACAGAAAGACGAGAACAAAGCGGAAAAAAUGAUAGAUUUCAUUCUGAGCACCAACGAUCCUGUCGUCUUCCAUACGGAAAAUAUCCAGAAGAAUCCAUCACAUUAUAGCCUUCUAAGGUGGAUUGGCGCUAAGCCGUUAUCAAGAUUUCAAACUGGACUGGCUGCUCGAGUUUAUUAUAACACUCAUGUGAAAGUUGGCAGACGUCAAAUGAAAUAUGGUGUUGUUACAACGGAAAACCUGAAUCAAGACCUCUUGGACUGGCGGUGGUUGUAUGUUUCAGGGCGUCUUCAUAAGCCAGUUUUAGACGUGACUGCAAUCAAAAGUAACCUCGAAGAGAACAGACGUAGUGCUCUCCAUACAGCAUUACUGUUGCUCCCUGAUUCGUUCCCUUUGGAAGAACUUUACGAAAAAAUCGUCUCUCUGUCGUACUCAGGCGACUUUAGGAUGUUUAUUGGAGAAGACAGAGGCAAGGUGAAAAAAAUCGUACAUGGUAGCAUGAUGGAGUUGUCGGAUAUAUAUGGUCCUUUGUUAGCUAAUGACUCUAAGCUCGUUGUCCAGAAUGGAAAUGUGAGUUGGCAUUUAAAAAUAGUUUUGCAAGAUGGUUCCACUUCUGCUAUUUAUCAUCGCUUAAAUCUGCUGCCAUCAACAGUUUUAAACGCUGUCAAAAGGAAUUGGAACAAAAGGAACAAGCUGCAAAAGGAUACUGAGGAAGUACUGUUUUCGUUAGCACAUCGUCAUGAUGUCUCUACCCACGUUUCAUCUGCAAUCUCGUCCAUUGUUGCUCCUGCCGCGCUUUCACAAACCCUUAAAAAUGCUGCAUCAGCAGGAUUCUCUCGAAGUGUAAUUUAUAGUAUUUCUAAGCUCAUGAAGAUGACUAGGAGUUUAACAAGGUAG